Molecule: messenger RNA, 805 nt
Organism: Moneuplotes crassus
Lineage: Eukaryota; Ciliophora; Spirotrichea; Euplotida; Euplotidae
Source: the annotation of a GenBank genome assembly
GAAUACUUCUCUAAAAUGAACAGCAUCCCAGAAUUUACAUUUGAGUACAAUCAAGGAUUUCCACAGUGGGAUUUCAGCAUUAAUCAAAGUGAACUGUCCAGGUUUAAUGAAGAAUACGGCACUUUAGACCUUAGUCCUAGCGAUGAUUCUCAGAAGAAGAUGUUUAAUGUACAGACUUUGACAGGUGCUGGCUCUCCACAGUUAAUUAAAUCUCCACCUAAGAAAAGUUAUUCCUUAAGAAAAUAACCCGAAAAGAAGGAUGCAAUGCUUCUUAGGGAAGUCUUCCUUGAAGCUAAGACAAACUCUCGACCCAUCCCUCUUCAAUUCUAAAAGAGGCAAGUACUCAUCAAGGAAAGAUAUUGUUUUGAAGGCAGUCUUGAGGGCAAUAAGAAGAUUCUACAUGAACAUUUUUAGAUCUAGAUAUUCGCCUCUGUUCCUAAGAAAGCUUUCAAAAGCUCCAGACUCAGAAGUCUCUAGAGCAGUCUAUGAGAUGUGAGUUGAGCUAUUCUCGGAUGAAGUUGUCAUGAAAUAUAAGCUUCAUGUUUUCAUGCAGGCUAUGCUUAAUCUGAAGCCUCUGGCAGACAGGCAGGAAUCGAGUCAAGAAUUCAAAAGCGCUAGCAAAGUUCUGAAAUGCUGCAAGAGUUUUUCCUCAAGUGCUUUCAACCAGGUUUGCGAAGACCCAUGAUUCCAGAAAAUUUGUCGAAAAAUCCAGGUCGAUUUCGAGGAAGAAUUCCUAGCCACUCUCAAAAACAAGGAACAAAACUUCGAAAAAUAUAGAAAUAUCCUUUAUAGUCUUUGUGAAUAA